Protobothrops mucrosquamatus (brown spotted pit viper) is the source of this 2208-nucleotide messenger RNA. RefSeq names its product zinc finger protein 76 (gene ZNF76). Lineage: Eukaryota; Metazoa; Chordata; Lepidosauria; Squamata; Viperidae. Gene Ontology annotation, molecular function: RNA polymerase II cis-regulatory region sequence-specific DNA binding; DNA-binding transcription factor activity, RNA polymerase II-specific. Gene Ontology annotation, cellular component: PcG protein complex; transcription regulator complex; nucleus. The transcript is spliced from 11 exons. The coding region runs from base 60 to 1367 and encodes 435 amino acids. The record is from RefSeq and is a predicted model, not a curated record. Gene Ontology annotation, biological process: regulation of transcription by RNA polymerase II; central nervous system development.
GUCCAUGGGAACAACUUUCAGUGUUGAACACAUGACUAAGGAGCUGCUUCCAGAACAAAAUGGAGAGCUUGAGUCUACAGGCAAUGACCCUUCCUGAUGGGACAACAGCCUAUGUUCAGCAGGAUGCAGGUGAAGAGAAAUUAAUUGAAGGACAAAUGAUUCAACUUGAAGAUGGAUCUACUGCUUUUUUCCAACAAGUAACUCUGCAGAAAGAAUCGAUUACAUUUGAAGAUGGUCAGCCUGUUGCACUGGAAGAUGGCACCAUGGCUUUUAUACAUCAUACUCCUAAAGAGGGUUUUGACCCCAGCACCCUGGAGGCCAUCCAGCUGGAAGAUGGAUCCACAGCUUUCAUACACCGUCCUGUUCCCACGACAAUGGGUGGCAGCAUCCUGACAGUGCAAGCAGAUGAGGGGCUGGAGGAAUUGGCAGGGAAGAAAAAUGAUGCUUUUGAUUUAGAUACUGAUACCACUCUGGAGGAUUACACCAGCAAGCAGGAUUUCCAGAAGGAAGAAGUUCAGAGCACUGGAAAUGGAUCAAGAACUCCUGACAAAGCUUAUUGUUGUAGAGUCAGUGGAUGUACCCGCCUCUUUACCACAUCCCACCAUUUGAAGGUGCAUGAGCGUGUCCAUACAGGCAAUCGUCCAUACCAGUGUGAUUUUACAAACUGUGUGAAAACGUUUGCUACAGCAUAUAGUCUAAAGAGCCAUAUGAGAACACAUACUGGUGAGAAGCCAUACAAGUGCCAAGAAGAUUUAUGCACCAAAGCCUUCAAGACUUCUGGAGAUCUCCAGAAACAUACCCGAACACAUACUGGUGAGCGGCCCUUCCGGUGCCCUUUCGAAGGCUGUGGCCGUUCUUUCACCACCUCCAAUAUACGCAAGGUCCAUAUACGAACACACACAGGAGAGCGACCGUAUAUGUGCCCAGAACCCAACUGUGGAAGGGGUUUCACGAGUGCCACCAACUACAAAAAUCACAUGAGAAUCCAUACAGGGGAGAAGCCAUAUGCAUGCAUGGUACCAGGCUGUGGAAAAUGCUUCACAGAAUAUUCUAGUCUCUACAAACACCACGUAGUUCACACACAUUGCAAACCAUACACUUGCAACACCUGUGGCAAAAACUAUCGGCAAACUUCUACUUUGGCAAUGCAUAAACGUACUGUGCACGGGGAGCUGGAGGCCAUGGAUGACAGUGAGCAAGGUCUCUAUGAACAUCAGAUGGAAGAUACCCCAGUGAAUAACAGCCAGCCUCCAUUGAAAGGUCAAUGUAUUGUUUCUAUGAAGAUGGAAGAUGAAGUGCAGGAAGAUUCCAUGCCAUCAGCAGCAGCUCUUGUUUCUCAGGAUGGUGUAGAACAAUUGGAAAUGUAACAGAGCCUGGAAAGUACAAUCAACCUGACAACUACAGCAGUUCACCAAGAAGCUGCAACUCUGAAAACCGCUACAUUGAAAAAUGGAUGUUGAGACUUUAUCUUGAACACUUCACAGGAGUGAAGAGCUAUGUAGAAAUAAAAGUAAUUGGAUAGACAACAGAUUCUACAGGAGCCUGCAGUUCAGGAGUGAGAUGACCGGUAACUAAGUCCCCAUUGGACUUGGAGAGAAUUUUUAAGACUUGUUAACUGCUAAUCAGUAGAUGUUGAUAACUGACAAGAACAGAUGAUGAAGCAACAUUUUUGCCUGACACUUUUUAAACAAAUGGAUCCGUGAUAAGCUUUAAGAAAUCAACUUGUCUGAGAUAGCGUUUGUCUUAUCAUUUGGAUCUUUUUCAUUUCUGGUACAUAUUAAUGGAAUGACCAUUUUUGCAUUAGAAAACAUUUAAAGUUGGACUUUUAUUGGAUUUCAGCAACAAGAACUUUUAUCAUGUCAGAAUUUUAUAAUUUAAAAAUGUUUUUUAGCAGAGAAUGUCCAGAAAGGGAUCACAGCUACUCCAUAUCCUAGAGCAGUGUUUCUCAACUCAGCAACUUUAAGAUGUGUGAACUUCAACUCAGAAUUCUAGGAGUUGAAGUCUACACAUUUUAAAGUUGCCAAGGCUGAGAAACACUGUCCUAGAGAAGUAUCAGUAUGAAAGCAAUGAAGUGCCCUCUAGAUAGGAUUACCAGUGGGAGUUCCAAGAUGUAUAGCAAUGGGAAAAGGCGAUAGCAUUAUGGAAGCUUUCCUUCCCCCCUGCCCUAAUCUACCAGGGUUACCUCUAAAUCUUAGCAAGAGUCUAAAC